CUUCCUCCAACAGCCAAGAAACCCAAAGAACCAAAAGUUGACAUACAUUUUUAUAUAUAACAAGAGCCCUUUUUCCUUCACCCCCACCACUUCUCAAACACACAAAAAUCAGUGAGUUCCAAAGGUUUCCAUGGAGACAGAAAAAUCUUUAACGUGUUCAUCUUCAUCUUCGUCACGAAAGUAUGAUGUUUUCCUCAGCCUCAGAGGUGAGGACAUUGGCAAAAGUUUCGCAGACCAUCUAUACAAGGCUCUGAGUGACAAAGGAAUUUAUACCCUUGGAGACAAUAACAAGCUUAAAACAGGAAAUGAUGUCUCACCGGAACUUCUGAAAGCGAUUGAAGAAUCAAGAUUUGCAAUAAUAGUUUUUUCCGAGGGCUAUGCAGCUUCAACUAGGUGUUUGAUUGAACUAGCCAAGAUCUUUGAAUGCAAGAAAAAAAACUUGGGUUUUAUUGUUCUUCCGGUUUUCUACCAUGUCGAACCAACCCAUGUAAGAAAACAAACAGGGGAGUUUGGAAAGGCAUUUGCUAUGCAUGAAGCAGUUUCGCAAGAUGAUAUAGAGAAGGUGAACAAAUGGAGGAAGGCUUUGAAAGAAAUAGCCAGUGUAUCCGGAUGGCACAUCAAAGAAAGGCAUGAGACAGAAGAUAUUGGUGAAAUUGUUAAAGUGGUUCUAAAAGACUUGAAUAUGACAUUCUCUGUCAGUAACAAUGAUCUUGUUGGAAUGACUUCUCGCAUAGAGAAAAUUUAUUCACUAUUGAAACUUAGCCAAUUAGAGGAUGUUCACACUGUUGGAAUAUGUGGUAUGAAAGGGAUUGGUAAAACCACUAUUGCUGAAGAAGUUUUCAAAAUGAUUUAUAGGAAAUUUGAAGCUUUUGCUUUCAUAGCUAACAUAAGAGAGGAGUUUGAAAAAAAUGAUAUAGUCCAUUUACAAAAGCGUCUCUACAAGUUCUUAUUGGAUGAAGAACCGAACAUACAAAAUGCUGUAAUGGGAAGAGAUGAGUUAAGGAAAAGAUUAUGUUCUAGGAGGGUGCUUAUCAUUUUAGAUGAUGUUGAUGAUUUAGAACAAAUCGAGCAUUUGGUCGGAAGUGCUGAAGAACAACAUGAUUGGUUACAUCUGGGGAGUAGGGUCAUUGUGACAACUACAGAUAAGGACUUACUGAAAACAUAUGGAGAGAACAACAUAUACGAGGUUGAUAAACUAGAUGAUGAAGAAGCUCUUCAGCUAUUUUCUCGGAAAGCCUUCAAGCAAGACCACCCUUUUGAUAAUUUUGUAAAUCUGUCCAAGGACGUUGUAGAAUAUGCUAAUGGCAAUCCUAGAGCUCUUAAAGUUUUGAGUUCCUUCUUAGUAGGGAGAAAUAUGGAUGAAUGGUCAGACAUGAUAGAUAAACUGAAGAAAAAUCCUGACAAAGACAUUCUUCGUAUAUUCAAGUAAGAUUUUCAUAGAUUAGGUAGGAUGUUCAGAAAGUACUAUUAUCGUUUUGUUUUCCUCGAUUACGUGAGACUGUCAAGAAAUCUAGCUCUUGAGACCUUUUAUUCAUUUUGUAAAAAGAUCAUAUCUUUUUUUCUUUUUCUUUUUUUUCCUUUCUUUUUUACGGUGUGUGUGAGUGCUUUUGUGUGCGCGUGAGCUUGUGGGUUUUUUAGGUGAUAGAUUUUACUCAUGUAAGAACUAAAUAAAACAAUUGAUUAAUCCAUAACUAAUAUAUCUCUA
This is a messenger RNA of Ziziphus jujuba (common jujube), 1705 nucleotides long. RefSeq names its product disease resistance protein Roq1. The record is from RefSeq and is a predicted model, not a curated record. Lineage: Eukaryota; Viridiplantae; Streptophyta; Magnoliopsida; Rosales; Rhamnaceae. Gene Ontology annotation, molecular function: ATP hydrolysis activity; ADP binding. The transcript has 2 exons. Bases 131 to 1429 code for a protein of 432 amino acids. Gene Ontology annotation, biological process: defense response; signal transduction.